Molecule: messenger RNA, 755 nt
Organism: Gossypium raimondii (Peruvian cotton)
Lineage: Eukaryota; Viridiplantae; Streptophyta; Magnoliopsida; Malvales; Malvaceae
Exons: 2
Coding region: 3-755 (250 amino acids)
Source: RefSeq, a predicted model, not a curated record
UUAUGGCUAUGGAGAUUAGAUAUCUUGAUUGUAUAUUAGUUCCAAUUGGUCUUUUAAUAAUGACUGUUUAUCAUCUAUGGCUUCUUCAUCGUGUUAUCAAAUACCCUAUCAAAACUAUCAUCGGCAUUAAUGCAAUUAGUCGCCGAUUCUGGGUUCAUUGCAUGAUGGAGGAUGUACAGGGCAACGGUGUCUUAGCAGUUCAAACGUUACGUAACAACAUAAUGGCAUCAACGGUAUUAGCCUCGACGGCGAUAACGUUAAGUUCGCUCAUCGCGUUGUUAAUGACGAGUAACGCCGGCGAGAAAUCGGCGAUCGAUGUCGGAGAUUUAAGUCACCGGGUUUUUUCGAUCAAGUAUUUUGCUAUGUUACUUUGUUUUAUGGUGGUCUUCUUAUUGAAUAUACAGUCUAUAAGGUAUUAUAGCCAUGCGAGUAUACUUGUUUGUAUACCGCCGAAGAAGAAGAGUACGGAGAACCAGUUCCGCCACUGUCUUACGGCGGAUUACGUGGCGACGAUUGUGAACCGUGGAAGUUAUUUUUGGUCGUUGGGAUUACGUGGCUUUUAUUUCUCUUUGCCUCUUUUUUUGUGGAUAUUUGGACCAAUUCCUAUGAUUUUGUGUUGUUUGGUCCUGGUCUUUUUGCUUUAUUUUCUGGAUAAUAAUGUUGAAUUUGGUUCGCCGGUUGUGGAAAUUUCCGACGAUAAUCACGGUGGUUCUGAGGAUGAUACCGAGGUUGGUGUUGUUUACCCCAUCGGUUAA